This is a messenger RNA of Spodoptera frugiperda (fall armyworm), 954 nucleotides long. RefSeq lists its product as uncharacterized. Lineage: Eukaryota; Metazoa; Arthropoda; Insecta; Lepidoptera; Noctuidae. The coding region runs from base 94 to 828 and encodes 244 amino acids. The transcript has 4 exons. The record is from RefSeq and is a predicted model, not a curated record.
UGAACCGGUUCACUGUCGUGGAUGUGAAUCGAAGUGCCUUGCUUGUUCAGACGAUACGCGCUCGCGGAGAUUUGCGUCUCAAAGCCAAACAAAAUGUGUGCAGUGAUUUUAUUAUUCGCAGUAUUCUGUCUACAAAAUAUACAAGGAGCAAAACUAGGAGAUAAAGUAAAUAUAACAAAUGUGGGAGAUAUAAAGGGGAUGGAGGUGCCGGAUGAUUUCUUGUUAAUCAUAGAACAGUUGAGAAGUAAUUCGUCUUUGAUUACGAAUGCAUUGGCGACGGCGAGACAGAGCCAGGAAACUCAAAAUGGGACAACUACAACCAACAGGCGCUGUGUUUGUGACAAAGGUGUUUGUAAAUGCUGCACUGGAUACUUCAUGGACUUGCUGAAGCAGAAGGCUUGUAUGCGAGUCACUUAUCACCCGGGAGACUUUGCGUUCGACGUAGCCAUGUCGCUCAACAACAGGGUGCUCUAUGAAAACUCCUUGUCAGGAAAAAACCCACGACCAAUAUGCAUCAGUCCCCCAAGGAUAAACAAUUUAAAAGUUUGCGCGAAGUUCUACAACGUUUUCUUCCCGGGUCGGAACUUUCACUUCUGUUUGGCAAUGACAGGACACUGGCGGACAUUCGAACUCUUCAAUUUCGCUUUUGACUGCCUCCGGAUGGGAGCCAAUGGAAUAGCGAUGGUGAAGCCGUAUGAUGACAUCGGUAUACCAAUAGCCAACCCUCAAGGAGGAGUAGAUGCUGUGAUCGACGCCGGGGAGGAUGACAUCGAAGAUUAUGAUGAAAACGUCGUCAGAUCCUUACUAGACCUCUUCGAUCGAAGAUAGGAAUAGGAGGAAUAACGUAAAUGCCUAUGAAGGAAACUAUGAUUUAAGAAGUAGCCUAUUUAUUAUUUACCAUUUGAACUGUUUUUUAAGAUUAAGUUUUUAAUUUAUUAAACUAUUUAUUUUUUG